CUCUCCAACCUCUCAUGCUGGGUCCCUCACCUGUCACCAAGCUCUCUCUCACCUGCGGUAAUAACCAGGUGGCUGUUCAAGUGACCGUGUAUGUGGAGGAUGUGAACGACCACGCCCCCGUGUUCGUGGUCAAGAAUAUUACUGUAACUGUCGACGAACUCACACCAGUUGGUUUGACCAUCCUUCCUGAGAUUCGAGUGACGGACGAAGAUAAACCUAAUACUGCCAACUCAGAAGUUCAGCUCGAGUUACAUAUGGGAAAUGAAGGCAACUAUUUCACAAUGGCUGACAGAAAACGGGGCUCCAUUACGCUAGCCAAGCCCUUGGAUUAUGAUGCUGGACCUAAGGAGUUCUUCUUAGGGGUUGUGGCUAAGGACAUGGGCAAACCAUCUCUCAGCUCUACAAGCACCAUCACUGUGGUAGUGGUGGAUGCUGACGACCUCCCUCCUGUGUUUCUACAUCACCUCUACUUGGCUAAAAUAGCAGAGCAUCCUGGACCUGACACGGGGUUAAGUGUCCACCAAGAAGUGCUGGCGUCCCCAAGUCCUCUGAGUGCUAGAGAUGGAGAUGUGGGGCAGAACACUAGUCUCCGUUACACUCUGGUCGAGUCUCCUGCAGCUGAACACUUCACCCUUGACCCAGACACUGGUCGACUUUACCUCACUAAGCACCUGGACAGGGAAAAACUCACAGAUAAUACCAUGACCUUACAUGUCAGGGCAGAACAGGUGGACAACCCUCGACGUGUGGGGUCAACUGUGAUGGAGGUGAUGGUCGAGGACGUUAACGACAACCUACCCCAGUUUACCCACGAUGUUUACUCCAUCUCUAUUGUAGAAAACCUUCCCUCAGGGUUUAGUGUUGUGCAGGUGUCCGCAACAGAUUCUGAUGAGGGAUUAAAUGGAGCCUUCAAUUACCAUGUUGUUGGUGGAGGUGGAGCUCUGGCUGUCAACCCCCUCUCUGGCUGGUUGACUGUGGCCAAUCACAAAUUACUGGACAGGGAGGAAUCUCCAGUCAUCAGUCUGUAUGUAUGUGCUAACCAAAUAGUACCUCUUGUAAAGUCCACCUCAAAUGAAAGUGUCACUGUCCCACCAUCAGAAGUUGAGAAUGUUGGUACUAGUCGAGUGAAGCUACAGGAAGGCCUUGAUUAUGAGGACACAGUGACAAAAAUCUCAGGAGAAUUGAUGGAGAUGGAUUGGCAUUCAGAAACUACAGAAAAUCCUUCAACAGAGACUUUGGGUUCUACACCAAGAAGACAAAACUCUAACACUCGAGCCACUGUGCCACUCCUGAGGCAGGUAACACAACCAAAUCACAGACAAGCACCUGAACGAGAAUCUUCCUUCGUGUCUCGACGCAACAGAUCUAAGAGGCAGAGUUUUCAUACAGAAACAGAAACAAAUAUAUCCAAAGAAAACAUUAAAAGAGCAGUAUCAGACCAGAGUUCUUCUAGGGAUAUAAGGAGAACAUUGCCAAGAAAGGAAAUGCAUCAACAAGGAUAUCCAGCAAGUGGUCAAACAAUUUCAAAUAUAGGAAAGGAAUAUGUAGACAGCAGAAGUCAGGGGUCACUGAAUAGCAGAUCAAUAGGACCACUUGCAAGCCCUGUGUCCUUUCCAAAUGCUUCAUCAAGACCCUUACCACCUGAAGAUACAGAAAAAGGAAAAUAUAUAAGACAAAAUGUUUGGCAAGAAGUCAACAACCGUUCCAGAAGAGAAGCUGGCAGUGAAGUUCAGUGGAUUAGGUCAGCAAACCUUACAGCAAUCACUGGAGGACUGAGUAAUGGUGCAGAAGUGACUACUUUAUUGCCAGAUUUUGAAUCAAAAUCAUGUGCCAAGAUUGAGCUGAAAUUACUUGAUGCAAAUGAUAACAAUCCAGUGUUUCUUCCAUCAAACCAAUAUCAGUUCUCUAUAACAGAAGAUGCACAAGAGGGGGACAUCAUAGGAUCAGUUAUUGCAGAGGACUUGGAUGAAGGAGGUAAUGGUGAAGUCACUUACAAGAUCCAGACACGAGGAAACACCACAAGAAGCAGUUUGAAUGAUGCUAUCACCAUGGACAGUGUUAAAGGUGUCCUUUCGCUAGUGUCUAAAUUGCCCCCUGGUCAGGUGACAGUCUUUGUUGAAGCUUCUGACACUCCUGCUAAUCCAUCAGAGACAAGGACUUCAUUAGCUAUUAUUACCAUAGAUGUGAAGGCAACUCACUCGUGGGAACCAAGAUUUGUAGGAGCACCAUUUGAGUUGUGGGUUGGUGGUGAUGCUCCUGUAGGGACAAGUGUUGGCCAGGUCCGUGUGGUGGACUUGCCUGGACCAGAACUCUUGUUUGACAUGUUUCACUCCUACUCUGAAGGAGUUCCUUUUGCAAUUGAGGAGUCAUCAGGCAUUGUGGCAGUACUGUCACCGCUGCAGCAGUACUCGCAACCCAUCUAUGACUUUGAGGUAGUGGUGACAGAUGGCAGGUCAUCCUUGGCUACUAACUUGACCAUCCAUGUAGCUCAGUCCCAGAGAUCCACAAACAGGCGCGAUACCAUCAUCCAGUUUACCAUCCAGGAAAACCUCUCUGGUGGUGUGGUUGGGGAUGUGGUGGCUGCACUACGGAGUAUGGGAGCCAGGAUAGCCCCAGACCCACAGUUUGAAUUGGUGAGUCCAGAGGCACGACAUUACUUUGCCCUGGCCCAAGAUGCAACCCUGUACACUGUAGCACCACUUGAUUAUGAGAGCCAUCCAAACCACACACUGGUGGUGGUCAGCGCCAGGACCUCUGACAUAUUCUACGUUCACGUACAGGUAGAGGAUGUAAAUGACAAUGCUCCUCAGUUCAAUGCAGUGAGCUAUGAGGGUACUAUCAGGGAGAAUGCGCUACCUGGCACCCAGGUUGGAAUCCUUCCCACUAUUCAUGUGGUUGACAGGGACAAAUACCCAGGAUCAACAUACUACCUACAGCUGCUGGGUGAUUCAUCUCCCCUCUUCUCCAUAGAUUCAUCUACUGGUCAUGUCACCUUUGUGGGUGAAGCUCUAGACAGGGAGGUGAAGGAGGCCUAUACGCUUCAUUUGGUGGCUCGAGAUGAUGGCAACCUCACCUCUACUGCUAACCUUACCAUCACAGUCGAGGACAUCAAUGAUAAUGCCCCAAAAUUCAAACCUAGAGAACCACUUAUCUCAGCCAAAGAGGAUAUUGAAGAGAGCAGUUCCAGAAAAUUACCUGACACUUCAGAUCUCGAGUACCUGGCAGAUCUAGAGAGGUCACUUAUACGUAUUCCGGAGUCACUCCCAAUAGGGAGCCAAGUAACACAGCUCACAGCAACAGACGAAGACGAGAAGCUUUUUGCAGAUAUUCGUUUUAUGAUUACAUCAGAAAAGUCAUUUAGUUUUACAAGAGUGAAAAAUUCUCCACCUGUUCUCCACAAAACACAGAAGUUUUCUAUUGAUGCUAAAACAGGUGUUGUAACAGUAGCUGGAGUUCUGGAAGCUGAUCACUUUUAUCUUGUGAAUGUAUCUGCUACAGAUGGUGGUGGUUUAUCAUCUUAUACUACAGUGACUGUUGCUGUAUUUGAUGUCAAUGAUCAUUCACCUCGUUUUGAGCGUCCUGUGUACAACUUUGAAGUGGUUGAGGGGGAAUAUCUAGUAGGUGAGGUGGGCAAGGUUGUGGCAUAUGACCAAGAUAUGGGAAAUAAUGCCAAAAUUCAUUAUCAAAUAAUUUUUUAUAAAAAUACCAGUGAAGAUCAUAUCUUUCCAUUUAGGGUUGUAGAAACUUCUGGAACCAUUUUAGCCACCGGGACAGUAGAUCGGGAGGAGCGUGAGGUAUAUGAGUUUUCUGUUGUAGCUACAGACUUAGGGGACCCUCAGCUCUCAUCCUCUGUCCUGGUCCACAUUGACAUUAUUGAUAUAAAUGAUCAUAGCCCAGUAUUCUAUGGUUAUGAGGAAGUUGUUAAUCCUCAAGAUACAUCUGUGAAUAUUUCAGUAGAACCUUUUGCUGCUCACGUUACUCCAAUUUAUACGGCUGUGGUGUCGGAAAAUGCUCCCAAAAACACAAUUAUUUCUAAAAUAUUUGCCAAUGAUUCAGACUCCAGCUCCUCAGGCAAUGGUAUCAUACUGUACAAGCUCGAAGGUGGUGAGGAUAAAUUUGCUAUUGACUCCAAAAAUGGCACUGUAUACACUGUUGGCUCCUUGGACUAUGAGCGCUGGCCGGAACAUAACCUGACUGUGCUGGCUCAAGAUCUUGGUUCUUCUCCCCUCACUGCAUCUGCCUUAAUCAUGAUCACAGUGGUGGAUGUCAAGGAAGACCUAACUACUCGCCUUUUUGAUCGAGAAGAAUAUAGGAUACUGAUAACAGAGAAUAACAACACACCUCUACUGUUGGUUGACGUCAAUGUGAGGGAUUCCUUUGCUGGGCAUCGUCUGCACUUUCAACUGGCUGACCCAGAGAUGACAGGCACAGUGGCAGUCGACUCUCAUUCUGGUGAAGUGUACCUCAUAGCCAGCCUUGACAGGGAGACGAAGGACCUGUACCGCUUCAAGGUACGAGCAGUUCAGCCAGAGCGAGGUCGAGCAUUGGAGCAUUUCUACCAGGAGGCAACUGAGACAGAGCUUUUGGAGUAUACAGUCACGUCAUCUGCCAAGGCUUCAAAAACAGCUGAUCCUUUAUUAUUAUUGGCUGUUGAGGAGGCUUCAAAGCUACUGACUAAUACUUCAGGGCAGGUCAUUGAUACUCCUGCCCGCGCCCUCCCUCAACGCAGUGCAAGAAGGAAGAGCAGCAGUGUUGUGGUGGAUGGUGGUGAGGAACUUGGCCUUGAAGAGGUGUGGGUGACAGUGGUUGUGGAGGACCAGAACGAUAACUCUCCUAAGUUCCUUCCUCAUGGUCGGCCAAUUGUUGCAGCGGUCCCUGCAUCAGCAGCUUAUGGACACUUUGUUACCCGCAUCACUGCACAAGAUCCAGAUUUAGGUAUCAAUGGAGAAGUGCAGUAUGAGAUCUUGCCUGGGGAGGGAGCACAGGAUGCUACCACUAAAUUCACUGUUGAUCCUACAUCUGGCCAGGUAGUGGUGAUUGGGUCACUAGAAAACGAGGCGGGACAGAUGUUUGGAUUUGACGUAAGAGCCACAGAUCAACAAGGUGCUCCUACUGGGCGCACAGCCAUUGCAAAUGUUUUUGUACACGUCCUUGGUGCUGGAGGUCACCUGGUGAUGGAGGUUGGAGCAACACCCAGAGAUGUGGAGCCUCACCUACAUCACAUUCAGGGGAUGUUAACUAAUGUCUCUGGUCUAGACGUUCGGGUCCAAAGGAUUGCACCUCACAUAGAUGGUGAUGCAGCACAUACCACAGCGACAGAUGUAUAUGUUUAUGCAGUUGACCCUGUCACCCAAUCUGUAGUUGAAGCUGCUCAGUUACAUCAGGCACUCAGAGGGAGGAAGACCCAGUUGAGGUCACUCCUUCCCACAGGCCUCCAGUUCAAAGGGAUUAGGAUGCCAAUGCCAUCUAAGCAAGGACAUGUACUGCAGACUGCAGAGUUGGCCAUUCUGGUGGGAGCUGUGGUGGUGUUCCUUGUCACCGUGACCACUAUCACUUGCCUCUGUUACAAACAACGAAAAAGCCGUCGCAAGCCUAUGCCAUUACCACCAUUGAUGACUGCUAGUGGGAUUCCUGUGAUGCCUUUGGCCUACCCUGGACCUUUUGCUGCCCCCUACACACACAUGAGUGACCAUAGUAGUGCAGAUUCAACUGAGGCCCAAGAACUGCCUCCUGACCAUCUGCACUACCACCAUGACCCAGGUCACUACCCCCAAGAAAUCGUACAUUACCCUCAAGACCUAGCACAUUAUCCACACCUCCCACCCAGACGACGUUGUGGGGCUCACAGCUAUCAUUCUGAUCAUGAGUUGCAGCGUUCCUGUGGCAGUGAACGGGUUUCCUCCCACACUGAUGAGGAUGACACCGUUCCUGUGUGUCUUCAUCACGCUCCAUCCCGGAAGCGUCGUAGAGGUCCUCAGCCUGGUGGUGGUCCUCUGCAUGGACAAGCUAAACGUGGCCCUUCUAGAGUAGGUUCACCAUUUCAGGAAGAACCAUCAAGUUCAGAUCUGGACGAGAGGGAUCAUGCCCCUGCACAAAUCAGCAUUCCCAAACCACCUCGAUGUUGUGCAGAAGAUAGGCAGCACACAGGUAUCAACAAUCUUCGAACACUGCCCACUGUGGAUUGCUCCCUCACCUCAACAAGGCCUCAUUCACCUGACAGUUUGGAGCGGCCCACACAGUCUCACAAUCAUUCCCACAGUCAAAGUCAAGCCCACAUCCAUACUAUUCCCCGAACUCACCUAAAGAGGGAAAGAACAGAUCAAGUCGGGAGAAAUGGUGGGAACAAGGCUCUCUUGCCGAGUGAUGUGACUGAGCUGUAGCAAUUAAAGAAUAGUAUUAAAUGAACAAAUUAUUUUCUUACAGUAAUUUAUUUUGAUAAGAGAUAUUGCUGUCUCAAUGACUUGAAAUUAGAAACAAAAUUAUGUGGUUAGAUUAAAAAAAUGCUUUGUAAAAAGAAACAGGUCACUUGAUUUUAACCCAAUGCUAAAAUUGAGAAAUUGAUGUAUCAUAAAUAAUAUAUGGCUACUGUAUGUGAAGUGUCUUCCAAGUAAGAGAAGAUUCUCUAUUUUUUAUAGCAAUUACAAUAUUGUAAGAGCUAAAAUAGUUGGCCAUAGUCACCCAUGGAAGAACAGAUACUGUGCUGUAUUUUUCUGAAUUUAGUCAUAUGGAUUUCUGGUACUGUACUGCACUUACUUAUAGCUUCCUUUGAUUAUAACACUACUAGAUGGCCUGCCUCACUUUGUUAUUUUAUAAUUCAUUUUUUUGUCUGUUAUUUCUACUUCUUCUUUGUCUUUUGAUGGUUGAACAUGUCCUUGUGGAUUACCGUUAAGUUCUCCUAUAUGGAGUAUAGCAGUUUGUAUAUGUGUAGACAGGCUGUGUUAAUGUUCCUUCAUAGCAGCUGGGAAAUUAGUGGGCUUAUCAGUACAAUACAUCACACUGCCUAUAUAUUGACAUAAAAUGUAGCAUGUGAAGUGGUAAGGAGGGACAUGUGAUAAUAGUAGUAUACAAUAUAGCUAACCAUAAUACAGAUGCCUUUCCACUGUAUACUUCAGGACCAAAGAGCACCCCUCGCCUCUUUCAUGGGUGCAACUGUCGACAAUUAGAUUAAGUUACAUUACUCAAGAAGUGCUCCUUUUGUCUCUCUUACUGAACAUACCCUAAUAAAUUUCUCAUUAUAG
This is a messenger RNA of Homarus americanus (American lobster), 7238 nucleotides long. It is a transcript of the gene Cad89D, whose product is annotated as cadherin-89D-like. Gene Ontology annotation, cellular component: catenin complex; plasma membrane. The coding region runs from base 15 to 6380 and encodes 2121 amino acids. The record is from RefSeq and is a predicted model, not a curated record. Gene Ontology annotation, biological process: homophilic cell-cell adhesion. NCBI's taxonomy places the organism in Eukaryota, Metazoa, Arthropoda, Malacostraca, Decapoda, Nephropidae. Gene Ontology annotation, molecular function: cadherin binding; calcium ion binding. The transcript has 26 exons.